Hypanus sabinus (Atlantic stingray) is the source of this 2901-nucleotide messenger RNA. RefSeq names its product ring finger protein 170 (gene rnf170). The record is from RefSeq and is a predicted model, not a curated record. NCBI's taxonomy places the organism in Eukaryota, Metazoa, Chordata, Chondrichthyes, Myliobatiformes, Dasyatidae. The transcript is spliced from 7 exons. Gene Ontology annotation, molecular function: ubiquitin protein ligase activity. The coding region runs from base 181 to 969 and encodes 262 amino acids.
ACUCGAGGGCGGGGGGCACGUCGUACUAGUCGGCCGUAACCCCCCUUCCUGGUGCGACAUGACUUGAGAAAACGCAAGGAAGAAAAGCGUUUGCGGCAGGAGCGAAAGAAACAACCGAGUAACCCUGAACGCGUUAGCGAAGUUGUUUGUGCUGUAAAGGGCAGGGAUCUGUCAUCUGGCAUGGAACAGCAUCCAGAGCAUGCGCUUGGAACAAGAACUGAUGAUGUUUCACUGAUUGAAGGAAUAAGCAAUCAGGUUCUUCUGACUAUAACAAUCACCAUUACGAUGCUAGGCAGUUUGGUAACAUUCCUGUAUAGAAACGAGCAGCAAAACAUCCACCCCGAGAAUCAGGAACAUGUAAGGGAGCUCCGACAACAUCUCCAAGCUGAGGCUUUAAAUUCCCAGAAUGGAUUUGAAAGCAGUCGUCACCAGUUCUACACUGAUACGUCCUGUCCAAUUUGCUUACAGCUGGCUGUAUUCCCUGUUGAAACCAACUGUGGCCACCUUUUUUGUGGAUCCUGCAUUGUUGCAUAUUGGAAAUAUGGAACUUGGUUGGGAGCUGUAAAUUGCCCCAUUUGUAGGCAAAUGGUCACCUUGUUGUUUCCGUUGUUCACAAUGAAUGACCAACAUCCAGAGUCGACACAAAUUAUUCAAGAUGUAAAUGAUUAUAACAGAAGAUUUUCUGGUCAGCCCAGAUCUCUUAUGGAUCGCAUAAUGGAUCUACCCACGCUACUGCGCCAUGCCUUUACAGAACUGUUUUCCAUCAGUGGUCUUUUCUGGAUGUUUCGAAUACGAAUUUUCCUUUGCCUGGCGGGUGCCUUAUUUUACUUAGCAUCACCACUGGACUUUAUUCCUGAGGCCUUCUUUGGAAUUCUAGGAUUUCUGGAUGACCUUUUUGUUAUUUUUCUACUUCUCAUCUAUAUUUCCAUUAUGUAUCGGGAGGCAGUGACUCAGAGAUUAAAUAGAUGAAAUGUUCCUAUUAAAAUGAUUGCAACUAAGUUAAAAUGCAUGUUUUUCUGUAAAGGACUUCCUACUUAUGAUGAGCAGGUUAUUCUGUUGCAAACUAAUGCAAGUCUAAUUGAAAUAGCUAAGGAAAUAUGAAGCUCUAUUAUACUAAGAAUCACUGAGAACUGGAGAUCAUUGAAUGAGAUAUAAUUAAGGUGUCAAUUUGGGGCCUAUAGUCAUUUUUUGUUAAUGUGAGAUUUGGUUACAUGAAAACUCAAUUGGUAGGAAAUUGUAGUUAGAUUUCUUGUUUUCACCUUGUAUAUAAAAACUAGAAUUGAAUAUUAUAUGUACAGUUAGGAAUUUUAAUAUUAAAGCAAAAGCCAUUAUUGUAAAUAGCAGUGUGUUUUUGUACCUGUUUUCUACAAAGUUUUAUUUUAUUGGAUACUGUUGCAAUAAUUUUGGAUUUCAGCCAUGUAGCAAACUGAACAAUUGGCUUAUUAAAAAUAUUGAUUUGUACUUAAAUCACCAGUCUUUCUCUAGAAAGCACUAUUUUCAUAACCUAAUCCUCACAAAUAAAGAUAUGCAUGCAUUGGAGAUGCUUAACUGUGAAACAGUUGAAAGAUGGGGUACAGUAGUUAUGGAGAUUGACAUGAGAAAUGGUAUAAUAGUAUGCUGAAUUUAGGGUAUUAUUUACCCUAUGGUUGUUAAGAGUGGGAGAUUUAAGCUUUGAAGAUAAAGAUGGCAAAUUGAUUUAUUAUUCUAACAUGAAAUGUAAUGGAAAACUUGUUUUGCAUGCCAUCUUUACAAACUAAAUCAUUGACAUUACAUUGAAGUACAAGGUAAAGCAAUAAUGAUGCAGAAUGAUGUUACAGUACUGAAGUGCAGUCCAGGUAGACAGCACAAGGCCACAAUGAUGUAGGUUCCAUCUUAUGUUACUAGGGAACCAUUCAAUAGUGUUCCAACAGCAGGAUAGAAGCUGACUUUGAGCCUUGUUGUAUGUGUUCUCAGGCUUUUGUAUCUUUUGUCUAAUGGGAGGGCAGGAAAGAGUACAGGUUAGUGAAGUACUCUACCUUCCUGAACUUAACUAAUAUAGGGAUCUAAUCUUAAAAAUUGCAGUAAUGAUAAGUUACUGCUAUUAAUAUUUUAGCUUUGAAUUGGAAAAACAACUCAAUCCAGAUAGCAAUGAAGCCUUGGCAAGACUUACAAAGACAAUGUACAAUAACAUCUGAGCAAAGCUAUAGUUCCUCUGGUCUUUAGAUGCAGGUGCAAUGAAAGGAGAAUUCAAAAAUCCUUUAAUCUCUCCCAGACCUAGGAUUCCAUCCCCAAGCAAUGUUUAGCUGUACUUUUUCCUAUCUGGUGCACUGCAUUCAAAAGCCAGUAUUGUUUCCACAUCCUUGGAGAAACUGGUGUACAGAAGACCUUUGUCCAGUCUUUAGGAUCAACUUUAAUAUUUCCUACUGUAACAAGGAGUAAUGCAAGUGUCUUUCAUUUGUAAAAACUCAAAUUUCAUAAUAUAAUGAUACAGGCAGAAGAAUUAAGUCCUAGCUGUAACUUUUAGUUCUACUUUCUCCAUUAAUACAGCUUGACAGUAAUUAGUUUUACUAUUACUGUAACAGCUGCCACUACCCAUAUAACCUGGCUCUCAAAGAUACUCCCUUCUAUCCAUCCCCUGCUUCUAACAGUUUGCUGCAACAGGAAAAUUUAAGGUUUUACAGUUAAUGUUUCAAAUCAAAGGUCCUUGUUUUUCUUCAAAAGAUGCUGCCUGACUUGUGCUAUUUAAUUUCAUUUUAUUUCAGAUUUGCAGCCUUUGCAAUUUUACAUUUUAUUCACAUGCAGGACAUAAGCUUUAGAAUAGUAAAACAUUUCAGCAUGUAUUAAAAUGCCUCAAAACUAGCUGGCAAAUACCAAUGUUCUAUAAAAUAUUAGAAAUUCAUAUUACAGAUUAUAUAGAAACAU